AUGGCAGAGAAGCAACUGAUAUCCCUAUUUGACGAUGAAUAUUGCACGAAAUAUACUAUCCUAAUCGCUAGUACGUUGGGCCGUAUGAAAGAAACCCGGGAUUCCUCUUUUUACGAAAAUGAACACCAGUUAUCGGAAGAAGAAAGAAAAGAGUGGGAAUUGUUCCAUGAAAAAUAUGAUGAGUGGGCUAUAACGGUCGUAAAGAGAACAGGCAAUGCUUUAGAUCCAUCGACGCCCAAGGAUGCGGCGGAAGUUAAGAAAUUCAAAUCUUUUAGUGAAGCAGAAAAGGGCGAAUGCUUUGUCAAGUGUUUGCUUCUUCUUUUAAUUUCAUUGGAAGAUUAUUCGUCGAAUUCGCGCCAACUACUAUACCUCAUUUCUAAAGAAUUAAACCAGCCCGAAGAAGUUCCCCACAAGGCAGAGUUUAUAACGUCGUCUAUGCUUAUAGAGACUUUUGAAAAAAUUGAAUCAAACGAAAAAUGGUAUGAACUAUCGAAGUCCCAGCAACUCCGGAAACGUAUUACUAUGGGAUUAGCUGGCAUCACCGGAGGGGCAUUAAUUGGUAUUACAGGCGGACUGGCUGCACCCUUUGUAGUUAGCGGAUUAGGCGUUUUGUUUGCAGGAUUGGGACUUGGUACUGUGGUCGGAGCUUCUUAUUUGGGGGCCGUGAUUACAUCUGCUCCCAUGAUUACCGCACUUUUUGGAGGAUUUGGAGCAAAAAUGAGUAUGAAUCAAGUCCACGAAAUCUCAAGAGGAAUUCGUGACUUUGAAUUUAUUCCAUUAGACGUUUCUUCCAAUCUUUCCAUGACGAUUGGCGUCGCCGGAUGGCUUGAAAGCCCCCAAGAUGCUGCUGACACUUGGUAUCCUCUGACCUUUGGUGAUAAAUCAUACUAUUGGGGAGAUUUGUAUGCUUUAAAAUUCGAAGUUCAGGCUUUUGUUGAUUUAGGAAAAGUUAUAUCUCGUAUUCUAUUUACAACCGGUUUGGGUUGGGUUCAAGAUGAAGUACUUAAACGAACAAUUUUGGCUCCUUUAUCUGCUGCUCUUUGGCCUCUAGGCCUCUUAAGGAUUGGAAACAUUUUGGGUAAUUCAUGGAGGGUAGUAUUUAAUCUCUCUAUCAAAGCCGGAGAAGCUCUUGCCAACGGUUUGUGUAUGAGAGCACAAGGAAAACGUCCAGUUACAUUGAUCGGAUUUUCUUUGGGGUCAAGAACUAUUUUUGAAUGUUUACUUAAAUUAGCUGAUCGGGGUGAAAUUGGUAUCGUAGAAAAUGUUAUAUUAAUGGGAACGCCAGCAUCUACGGACCCCAAACUUUGGAGGAAAAUGCGAAGUGUGGUGUCAGGAAGAUUCGUAAAUGUUUACUCUAAAAACGACUAUGUGCUACAACUGGUUUACAAAACGAAUAGUAUUCAGGCCCAUGCUGCAGGCUUGGAGCCCAUUGCAGUAAACUCAUCAUGUGUAGAAAACUUCAACGUUGGGGACCUGAUUGAAGGACAUCUUCAGUAUCGUUGGCUUCUCCCAAAGAUAUUAAAGGAACGAUUAGGCUAUUCACACAUUUCAGACAAAAUGAUCGACGAGCUUCAAAUACAAGAAAAAACCUUUGAACAGUCUCAGCGGGAACUAUUUAAUGAAGAUACAAAAGAACAAGAAGUCAUUUUUGAUGCAUCCGAAACCUCUGAAUAG
This is a messenger RNA of Schizosaccharomyces osmophilus, 1674 nucleotides long. It is a transcript of the gene mil1, whose product is annotated as lipase/AP-1 adaptor complex binding protein Mil1. Bases 1 to 1674 code for a protein of 557 amino acids. The record is from RefSeq and is a predicted model, not a curated record. The transcript has a single exon. Lineage: Eukaryota; Fungi; Ascomycota; Schizosaccharomycetes; Schizosaccharomycetales; Schizosaccharomycetaceae.